AGCAACUGUACAGACCUGUCGGACACCUGUCGGCUUUCUCUGCGUAAUUUAGCAUUUUAUCAAGUAAAUAACAAAUAAUCAUUCAUUAUUUUCAAGUUUUGAGAUGAGAUAAAUGUGUAAUUGGUAUAAUAUUAUGUAGCUUGUGAAACAGACCGAAGGAAUAAUGAUCAACAUUCAUUCAGCGACGUGUAUUUGUGUGACUCUCCUGACUGUCUACAACUUUAUGGAAUCUCAAUCCGAGCAAUUACAAGUGGUGGGUCCAAAAUAUCCUCUUGUUGCUGUAGUUGGUGAAGAUCUGGUUCUGCCCUGUUUUAUCAAACCCAACACCAGUGCUGUGGACAUGACAGUGGAGUGGUUGAGAGUGGAGAGAGGGGUUUUAUUAGUGCAUAGUUAUAAGGAUCAUGAAGACAAAAAUGAAGGUCAGGCUCAGUCCUAUAGAGGAAGAACAUCACUGUUUAAAGAGGAGCUACAGAAAGGCAACGCUUCACUCAAACUCUCAGCUCUCAGAGUCUCUGAUGAAGGAGAAUAUAAGUGUCUUUUUGAGGACAAAUCCUGGUUCGAUGAUGUCACUGUUCAUGUAACUGUUGAGGUUCAGGGAAGCCACCCGGUGAUCACGAUGGAGAGUUUUGAUAACUCAGGAGGGAUUAAUCUAGUGUGUGAGUCCAGAGGCUGGAACCCUGAACCUGAGGUUCUGUGGCUGGACAGAGAAGGAGUCACUCUGACUGCUGAAGAUACACAGAUACACAGAGACACUGAGCUCUUCAAUGUGAAAAGCCGCAUCACUGUUUAUGAUUAUAGCGACAUUGACAGGUUUUACUGCAGACUUCAACAAAAACAUCAUAUGAUGGAGACAGACAUUAUCAUUGAUAGUAAAGUCUUUCAUGCUUGGAAGUGGAUUGUCGGUAUUUCUGUUUCAGCAUUUCUACUUGUUGUUGGAUUGAUAUUAACUGCUGUUAUCCGCCACAAGAAAGAACAAAAGAAGAAGAACUAUGCAGAGAUUACAGAGAAGAAGAAGUUUGAAGUGGAUGUGACUCUGGAUCCUGAUUCAGCUCAUCCUCAACUCAACCUGUCUGAAGAUGGAAAACAAGUGAGGCAUGUAGACACACCACAGGAUCUCCCUGAUUCACCACAGAGGUUUAAAUUUCCCUGUGUUGUGGGACAGCAGAGUUUCUCUUCAGGGAGAUUUUAUUAUGAGGUGCAGGUGACAGGGAAAACUGCCUGGACAUUAGGGGUGAUCAGAGGGAACAUUGACAGGAAGAAGAAGAUAAAAGAUGGAUUAUGGCUUUUGGAAAUGAGGAAUGAGAAUAAGUACCGGGCUUUUGCUGGUCCUGCUGUCCACCUCACACUGAGAAAGAAGGUGGAGGUUGUGGGGGUGUUUGUGGAUUAUGAGGAGGGUCUGGUCUCCUUUUAUGAUGUGAAGUCCAGCUCUCGUAUCUAUUCUUUCACUGAUCAGUCUUUCUGCUCAGAGAAACUCUAUCCAUACUUUAGUCCUUGUAAUAAUAAUGGAGGCAAAAAUUCAGCACCACUGAUCAUCAUUGCUGUUAAUGAAUACAAUUACAACACAGGGAUGAUGUUCCAAUGUAUGUCUCUGCUGUUUGUCGUCAUCUUUAUGGCCACUCAAGCAGAGCGAUUAAAGGUGGCUGGUCCAAAGGAUCCUGUUGUUGCUGUAGCUGGUGAAGAUCUGGUUCUGCCCUGUUUUAUCAAACCCAGUGCCAGUGCAGUGGACAUGAGAGUGGAGUGGUUCAGACUUGAUGCAGAGCACUCAUUAGUGCAUCUCUAUAAAGAUCAGAAAGACUACAAUGAGAAGCAGGCUCAGUCCUACAAAGGAAGAGCAUCACUAUUUAAAGAGGAGCUACAGAACGGCAACACUUCACUCAAACUUUCAGCUGUCCGACUCUCUGAUGAAGGCGAAUAUAAGUGUUUUGUUGAGGAUAAAUCCUGGUACGAUGACAUCAUUGUGAACGUCACUGUCAAAAUUCUAGGAAGCCACCCAGUAAUAAUGAUGGAGAGUUAUGAUAACUCAGGAGGGAUUAAUCUAGUGUGUGAGUCCAGAGGCUGGAAACCUGAACCUGAUGUUCUGUGGCUGGACAGAGAAGGAGUCACUCUGACUGCUGAAGAUACACAGAUACACAGAGACACUGAUGGCUUCAGUGUGAAAAGCCGCAUCACUGUUUAUGAUUAUAGCGACUCUAACAGGUUUUACUGUAGACUUCAGCAACAACAUCACAUGAUGGAGACAGAAAUUAUCAUCAAUAGUGACAUAUUUGGAGCUUGGAAAAUAUCUGUGAUAAGUAUUUUCCUUUUAGUGUUGUUAACUACAGCUGGAUUCGUUUUAACAGUUGCAUGUGCCUAUCAAAAGAAAGGUAAUGUCUGAAAUCAGUCACAUGCCAAAAAUGUUUUUAAACUUCCAUUAAUUUUAAACCAUCUGACUGAGAUUUGGGAAAAUAUAUUAUUUUAGAUUUAAAUUCUAUGUUUCAUCAUAAAGCAGUGAAAUGUGGUGAAAGUUGUUUUUUAGAUAUUUUG
Molecule: messenger RNA, 2523 nt
Organism: Tachysurus fulvidraco (yellow catfish)
Lineage: Eukaryota; Metazoa; Chordata; Actinopteri; Siluriformes; Bagridae
Product: butyrophilin subfamily 1 member A1-like
Exons: 11
Coding region: 164-2374 (736 amino acids)
Molecular function (GO): protein binding
Source: RefSeq, a predicted model, not a curated record